Molecule: messenger RNA, 3655 nt
Organism: Arvicanthis niloticus (Nile rat)
Lineage: Eukaryota; Metazoa; Chordata; Mammalia; Rodentia; Muridae
Source: RefSeq, a predicted model, not a curated record
UAGGAAGCGGGGCGAGGUCCUUAGCGCAGGAAAGCCCCGGGCGGCGCAUGGAGCCUGAACGCGCAGGUUCUGGCUGUACUUCUAGAAGCUGAGGAACAUUCUUGGAGCUCAGAAGCAGAGGAACCUGGCUUCUAAUUUUGGAUCUGCCUGCUUGCUGGUUCUGGGGCCUGCUGGACAAGUUCCAGUAACCUAGGACUCAGGGUUUGCACUUGCUUUUCUUCUGAAGCUGCUGGAGAGAGAGCCCAGGAUCUUCUGCAAGUGGGCCACUGAGCCGCCUUCCAGCCUCUUCCUGGAUAGCCCAGGCACCUUUGCGUCUCCAAUGGGGUGGCUUUGCACCAAGUUCCUGGCCUCUGUGAGCUGUCUGAUUUUGCUGUGGGUGGCUGGCUCUGGGAGCAUCAAGGUCCUGGGUGAGCCCACCUGCUUCUCUGACUACAUCCGCACUGCUACGUGUGAGUGGCCGCUGGAUAGUACUGUGAACUGCAGUUCUCAGCUCCGCCUGGACUACAGGCUGGACUUCCUUUUCCCUGUAAACCUCACAUGCAUCCCCAAGAACAGCGCCAGCACCAUGUGUGUGUGCCACAUGGACAUAGAUGAGCCUGUCCAAGAAGACACAUACCAGAUGGAACUGUGGGCUGAGCAGCGACAGCUGUGGCAUGGCUCCUUCCGGCCCAGUAACAAUGUGAAGCCCCCGGCUCCAGGCAACCUCACACUCCACACCAAUGUCUCCGAUGCAUGGCUGCUGACAUGGAGUAACCCGUACCCACCGAACAUCUUCCUGCACAAAGACCUGUUCUACAUGGUCAACAUCUCCAGAGAGGAUAACCCCGCAGAAUUCAUAGUCUAUAACGUGACCUACAUGGAUCCCAGGCUGAGCUUCCCGAUCAACAUCCUGAAGUCAGGGAUGCACUAUAGGGCACGUGUGAGGGUCAUGGUCCAGUACUUCCAUAGUACCUGGAGUGAGUGGAGUCCCAGCAUCACUUGGUACAACCACUUCCAGCCGCCCCUGGUACAGCGCCUCCCACUGGGGGUCAGCAUCUCCUGCCUCUGCAUCCUGUUGUUUUGCCUGUCCUGUUACUUCGGCAUUAUCAAGAUUAAGAAGAUAUGGUGGGACCAGAUUCCCACCCCAGCACGCAGUCCCUUAGUGGCCAUCAUCAUUCAGGACACGCAGGUACCCCUCUGGGAAAAGCAGACCCGAAGCCAGGAGUCAACCAAGUGCCCGCACUGGAAGACUUGUCUAUCCAAGCUGCUGCCCUGCUUGCUGGAGCACAGAGUGAAGGAGACAGAAUCCCCGAAGGCUACCCAAACCAAGCCUCUCCAGAGUCCUGGAAAGGCAGGCUGGUGUCCUGUGGAGGUCAGCAGGACUGUCCUUUGGCCAGAGAACGUUAGUGUCAGUGUGGUGCGCUAUAUGGAGAUGUUUGAGGCCCCAGUACAGAGUGUGGAGGAGGAAGAAGAUGAGAUGGUCAAAGGGGACCUGAGCAUGUCACCUGAGAACAGCGGAGGCGGCUUUCAGGAGAGUCAGGCAGACAUCAUGGCCCGGCUCACUGAGAACCUAUUUUCAGACUUGUUGGAGGCUGAGAAUGGGGGCAUUGACCAGUCAGGCUUGGCAGAGUCAGGCUCCCCUCUGCCUUCAGAAAAUGGGCAAGCUUCUAUGUCCAGGGCCUGCUUCCCCAUGGGGCCCAAUGAGCCCACAUGCCAGAUUACAGGGCAGCCUUCACACCCAGGCCCUCCUUCAGGCAGCCCAGCCCAGAGUGCAACUAACCUGGCCUGCACACAGGUCCCACUUGUCCUUGCAGACAAUCCUGCCUACCGGAGUUUUAGUGACUUCAGCAGCUCGGCCCCAAAUCCUGGAGAGCUGGCUUCAGAGCUGCCGCAGGCUGGACAUCCAGAAGAAGGGGACCCUCCAAGCCCGGUUGACCCCCAUUCUUCAGGGCCAUCAAUGCAGCAAGUAGAAAGCUGGGAGCAGAUCCUUCACAUGAGUGUCCUACAACACGGGACAGCUGGCUCCACCCCAGCCCCUACCAGUGGCUAUCAGGAGUUUCUGCAGGCAGUGAAGCAGGGUGCUGCCCAGGACCCUGGGGUGCCUGGUGUCAGGCCUUCUGGAGACACUGGUUACAAGGCUUUCUCGAGCCUUCUCAGCAGCAAUGGUGUCUGCACAGACACAACAACAGCAGAGACUGACAGUGGACAUGGGGGCUACAAGCCCUUCCAGAACCCUAUUCCUAACCAGUCCCCUAGCUCCAUGCCCUUAUUCACCUUCGGACUGGACAUGGAGCUGCCACCCAGUCCUCUGAACUCAGCUCCACCCAACAGCACCCCAGAAUGCCUUGGUCUGGAGCUGGGGCUCAAAGGAGGUGACUGGCUGAAGGCCCCUCCUCCUGCGGAUCAGGUGCCUAAGCCCUUUGGGGAUGACCUGGGCCUUGGCAUUGUGUACUCGUCCCUCACCUGCCACUUGUGUGGCCGCCUGAAGCAACACCACAGCCAGGAGGAAAGUGGCCAGAGCCACAUUGUUGCGAGCCCUGGCUGUGGCUGCUAUGAUGACAGAUCACCAUCCCUGGGGAGCCUCUUGGGGGCCUUGGAAAGCUGUCCUGGGGAAAUGCCACCAGAGGCCAACCUCACUUCAGCACCCAAGACAUCCUCCAACUUGUCAGGGGAGGGCAAGGGCCCUGGUCACUCUCCUGUUCCCAGCCAGACUACUGAGGUGCCUGUGGGCACCCUGGGCGUUGCUGUUUCUUAGGUGGGUGUGUGCGUGUGCUGCUGUUGCUGAGGUCUGUGUUGACGGUUCCUCCGAGCCAGGGAAGUGCUUCCUGGGAGACAGCCCAGCUGGCAGGUUUCCCGGAAAUCCAGAGAAUGGUGAAUUGAAGAUGUGAACUUGGCCUGACCCUGGAAGCUCAGAGCCUGGCUGUCUCCCCUACCACUGGCCUGGGCUCUCCUCCCUCACAAGGGAUUCAGAGUCUCACUGUGCUUUGUCCUGCGGCAGUGCUGACAUUCGUGAGCCCUGGGCUCUCCUAGCUGGCACUGCCCUACCUGCUCAGGCCCAUUUUGUCCACCAAAUAGACCUGUCACCCAAGGCUUGCAGCAGUCCUGGCAUAGAUGCUGGACUCUCCCAGCUGGAAGCUGGGCCUAGAAACCCACAGCUUGCCUGACAGUGGCUUGGGAGGCCCUAAAAAUUGGUGGAAAUUUUAAGUUGAGGGAGGGCAAAUAUUGCCCCAAGGAAGCCAUUCAUUGAACAGCCAGGACUGGGACUAGAGGCAGAGCCUCUUGUCCCAGCUUCACUCAGUUGUGGAAAGCAACAAGGACACAAACUUGAUUGCCCAAAGUCACUGCCAGUUACCCACAUAUGACCAGAAGCCAGGGCUCCUGAGAUGUGGAAGUGGAGAUCCCGCUAAACAAACACAGCUGCCGGGUGGCAGGUCCCAGUGGACACCUCCGCUGGCAGCCAAGGCAAGACCACAAGGGAACUGUGGGGCUGGUUAUGGUUGGUGGCCAGGUGGUAGGGAUGGCAGAUGGCAGACUGCAGUCUGGUUGCAUUCAAGAAGACGGGACCAGGCUCAGCACUGUCUGCUCACGUCCCCACCAUUGUGACACCUAGUCUGUUUGCAAGGAGGACAGGACAGGUCACGUGGAGCUUUAUGUCAAUAAAGACUCUUUAUCUUGU